This is a messenger RNA of Penicillium waksmanii, 1302 nucleotides long. RefSeq names its product GTPase-activating protein GCS1. The transcript is spliced from 4 exons. Gene Ontology annotation, biological process: regulation of ARF protein signal transduction; regulation of endocytosis. NCBI's taxonomy places the organism in Eukaryota, Fungi, Ascomycota, Eurotiomycetes, Eurotiales, Aspergillaceae. The coding region runs from base 1 to 1302 and encodes 433 amino acids. Gene Ontology annotation, molecular function: GTPase activator activity. Gene Ontology annotation, cellular component: Golgi membrane. The record is from RefSeq and is a predicted model, not a curated record.
AUGUCUCGCAUGUGGGAAGUCGACCCGGAGACGAGGACAAAGCUCCUCCAAAUCUCCAAGACCAACGGAAAUGACAGGUGCUGCGAUUGCGGAGCGCCUUCACCUCAAUGGGCCUCCCCCAAAUUCGGAACCUUCAUCUGCCUCAACUGUGCAGGCACACACCGCGGGCUCGGUGUACAUAUCUCCUUCGUCCGCUCAAUCACCAUGGACGCCUUCAAACACGCAGAGAUCCAGCGCAUGGAACUAGGAGGCAACGAGCCAUGGAAAUCCUUCUACGACGCCCACCCAGUCACCACCUCCGAGGGCCGCACAUUCGAAGACUCAACCAUCAAGGAGCGUUAUGAAGGUGACGCGGGCGAGGAGUGGAAGGAGCGCCUUUCUUGUAAAGUUGAGGGCCGCGAGUAUGUGCUCGGUCAGGAGAAGAAGAACAAUAAUGCCUCGUCGCGGUCUAGUACGCCGAUGAGUGCUGCCGGCGCGGGCGCUGGUGCUGGUGUUGGCGCGAGGACAGGCUCGCCUGCUACGUCUAUUCGCUCUGAUAGUCUGCGCGGUGGUGCGGGUGUGGGUGCGUCCAAGAAGGAGCAGAAUGAGGCUUACUUUGCCAAAAUGGGUAAUGAUAAUGCUACUCGCUCUGACGCGCUGCCUCCCUCGCAGGGUGGGAAAUUCACCGGGUUCGGUGGUGGUGUGCCUCCACCCGCAGCGGGAGACCGCGGAGGUGGAGGGCCGGCCUUGGAUGAUUUCCAGAAAGAUCCCAUGGGCAGUCUCACGAAGGGAUUUGGCUGGUUCGCGUCGACGGUUGGAAAGGGUGCUAAACAAGUCAACGAUUCAUACCUCCAACCAACAGCGAAGCAACUCGCCGAGUCGGACUUCGCCGCUCAAGCCCGAGUGCAGGCAACCAACUGGGGUCAGAACUUUCAAACCGGAGCCCGCAGUGCGGCAGAUCAAUUCAACCGUUUCGUCGAGGGUGAUGAUGGGGGUCAUGGUCGUGGCGGGAGCAGUGGUGGUGGUGGUAGCUCCGCUACUCGCUCCAAUGUUGAUCCCGAGCGUCGCGAUUUCUGGGAUGACUUUUCUUCUAUCGGUGCGCAACAGCAACAGCAGCAGCAGCAGCAGCAGGAGAUGUCGGGUCAUCAGCGCAGUGGGUCACGGUCUGGCGUUAUUGGUACUGCUGCUAUGCGGAAGAGUCCUACGCCUGCGGCUUCUUCUUUGUCUAACGAGACUACUGCCCCGUCUGGUGUAGAGGGCGCCGAGGCGGGUCCCACGAAAUCCAAGCCCAAGGAGAAGGAUGACUGGGAUGAAAGCUGGUAA